UUCAGAAUUUGGUCAAAAGUUAUGAAAAGACAGGGGAAUCAGAUGGUGGAGAAUCGGAUGUCAUUGCUGCACAGGUUCGUAGAUUGGCAAUGGAGGUUCGACAAUUGGCUUCCGCACGAUCAAUUACUGUUCUUAAUGGAAGUUCUAGUGGUAACUGGACAUCUCUGGUAAUGCCAGCCGCUGCAGCAGGUGCCUUAGGUUAUGGAUACAUGUGGUGGAAGGGUUUGUCAUUCUCUGACCUUAUGUAUGUAACAAAAAAGAAUAUGGCAACUGCUGUUUCAAAUCUGACAAAACAUCUCGAUAAUGUCUCAGAGGCCCUUGCUGCUACAAAGAGGCACUUAACACAGCGAAUUGAGAAUGUGGAUGGAAAAUUGGAUGAGCAAAUGGAGAUGUCAAAACUAAUUAGGAGUGAGGUUAAUGACGUGCAUGGUGAUCUGUCCCAGAUUGGUUUUGAUCUGGAUCAACUAAAUAGGAUGGUUUCUGGUCUGGAUGGCAAGUUACUUUCUUUGGAAGGCAAGCAGGAACUUGGAAAUGCUGGUGUUAUGUACCUGUGUAAUUUUAUCAAUGGAAAAAAGGUGAAGAUGCCUGAGACACUGCAGGAACAACUUAAAAUUGUGGGCAACUCUACACCUACUCUGAUGGGCCUUAAAGAACUUGCAGACUCCUUACCGGAAGUAAACAACAACAAAUUUAUUACAGAUGGUAUUACUCAAGAUGGUAUUGAUAAAUUGAGAGAGCCGCCUAGACCCCUGCUCAGGACGGCCUCUACCAAGUGAUGAUUAAGGGAAAUAUGUGAAAUUCUCGUUU
Molecule: messenger RNA, 807 nt
Organism: Solanum stenotomum
Lineage: Eukaryota; Viridiplantae; Streptophyta; Magnoliopsida; Solanales; Solanaceae
Exons: 12
Coding region: 90-776 (228 amino acids)
Source: RefSeq, a predicted model, not a curated record